GCACGUGGCCAAUAGGCCGGGAGGCGAGGCGGGUCGCGCCGCCGGGAGGCAGGGCUGCGGAGCGGCGGGGCGGUGGUGCAGUCGGAACCAUGGCGUACCCCGGGCACCAUGGCGCGGGCGGCGGGUACUACCCAGGCGGAUAUGGAGGGGCACCUGGAGGGCCGGCAUUUCCCGGACAAACCCAGGAUCCGCUGUAUGGUUACUUUGCUGCUGUAGCCGGACAGGAUGGGCAAAUAGAUGCUGAUGAACUGCAGAGAUGUCUGACAGAGUCUGGCAUUGCAGGAGGAUACAAACCUUUUAACCUGGAGACUUGUCGGCUUAUGGUUUCAAUGCUGGAUAGAGAUAUGUCUGGCACAAUGGGCUUCAAUGAAUUUAAAGAACUCUGGUCUGUACUAAAUGGCUGGAGACAACACUUCCUCAGUUUUGACAGUGAUAGGAGUGGAACAGUGGAGCCUCAAGAAUUGCAGAAGGCCCUGACAACAAUGGGAUUUAGGUUGAGUCCCCAGGCUGUGAAUUCAAUUGCAAAACGAUACAGCACCAAUGGAAAGAUCACCUUUGAUGACUACAUUGCCUGCUGCGUGAAAUUGCGUGCUCUCACAGACAGCUUUCGAAGACGGGAUACUGCUCAGCAAGGUUUUGUGAAUUUCCCAUAUGAUGAUUUCAUUCAGUGUGUCAUGAGUGUUUAAAUCAAGAAGGAAGCUGCGAAUAUCAUCGACAUUCCAACUGGAGUUCUCCUUCGCCUUUACUCUUUGCCUGCAGUAAUGUGUGUAAACUUGCAUUGCCACUUUCCCUUAAUAGCUGAUUUAAAGAUUAAUUACUUUAUGUACAACUGAAGUUUUGUUUUUAGUUUUGAUAAUAAAUUCUUUGGAACUU
Nycticebus coucang (slow loris) is the source of this 873-nucleotide messenger RNA. RefSeq names its product sorcin (gene SRI). The transcript has 8 exons. Gene Ontology annotation, molecular function: calcium ion binding. The coding region runs from base 90 to 686 and encodes 198 amino acids. Lineage: Eukaryota; Metazoa; Chordata; Mammalia; Primates; Lorisidae. The record is from RefSeq and is a predicted model, not a curated record.